AUAUGGAGCACAUACAACCAAGUGCGGUGCAGUCUAAACUAGCAAUGGUCACAGCAAAUUAUCGUUAUUAUUUAAUCAACACUGUCAAGUACAAGUAUAUUAAUGUUAUAAUAUUGUAGAGAACAAGCUAAUGAUGAAUUAUAUGUCAGUUUUAAUGACAUCAGGCAAAGAAAAGGACAUUUGGACAUGAAUUUUGUAGCUCCCUCUUGAAUUGACCAUUUCUCUCAACAUUCAUCAGAGGCUUUUAUCCAAAGCGAGUUACAAUAAAACCUGCUGUCGUUUAUGUAUGGGUGGUGACGGGAAUCGAACCCACUACCCUGGCGUUGCAAGCGUCAUGCUUUAUCAACGGAACUACGAAGGAGCACUUCAACGUCAAUAGAACGUUGAUUGACAAGCAAUUUUAACGGAUUCUAAAAGGAAUCAUAUAAUUCCAAACUAAUUUCUAUGGCAACACAUUUGUCCAUUUUGUAAACAAUCAUUUUCGAACGUGUGUUGCCAAGAUACAUCUAACCGACGUUCUAUGGAACGUUUUCUGUGCGAAAACAACAACUUCUGUUUGCUGCUGACAACAAACUGGAUUGAUUUUUCAGACCUGAGAACAAUCGACUGGAAAAUGCCUGGGUGCUUUUCAAGACUGGUGGAGAGAAUGCGUGGACGUCUGCGGCCUACUGCGUCGACAGGUUCUUCAAACUCAUUUGUGGCUUGUUUUUCUUGUCUUUUUCUGUUUUGCAGGGUUCGUGAUCGUCGACAGAUGGACAGUGACAGCGACUUCGAAGAGGAAACAACUGUCCUGGAUGAGGUCCAGUUGGAUGUGUCAUUGGAUGUUCCACAGCUGCCAGUCCUUGAUGUCCAGAAUGCUGCUAUCAUCCUUGAGGAUGUGCCAGAUGUGCAGACCAUCUUUGAGGAGGCCACUGGCAAUUGGCAGUUGAUUCUGAUUAGGUUCAGCCCCCUGUACUGUGGGCCUGUUGUGAUCAAGAACAAUGCCGGUCCGGUGGUUAUAGCUUGGAGAACUUUCCGGUUCAUCAGCCCCAUCAUCACCUACAUGCGUGGGGGAUCCCAGCAGGUGGUGGUGAGGAUGCACCACGUGAGUAGGGUGAGAGGCCUGGAGACUCAACUGGUGUGGGCCAUCUCCAAGGAGACAGCCAGGCUUAGUCCAGAGGGCAUCCCCUACUGUGCCACCAAAGUGCAGUCCAUCACUUGGAUCCAGCGUGUGGCUGGCAGGGUGACCCACUAUGCGUCUCACCUCCGCCACGAGACGUCUGUGGACGUGACGCUUGGCUGCUACCAGCAGACUGAUGUCUCAGUGGUGUACACCACUCUCCACAUGGGGCUGGACGGGCUUCUCUCCUCUUCAGCGUGGUCGGAGGCUGCCUCCUUCUCUACGCCCACCACUCAGCACUUCACUGACCCAGAGCCUGAGGGCCACAACUGCUAUGAGGGCUGGGAGGAGGACCUGCUGCCUGAGGAGAGGGAGGUUCCUCUGCUAAACCUCUACCUUACCACCAAGAGAGUGGAGGACAUCGCCCUGAGGCUCGUCUCCCUGCGCCAGGCCUUCACUACCCUGCUUGGUUCCACCCUGAGCAGGAACCAUCUGUUUGUGGCGGGAAAGGUCCUCCUGGGCGCACUGGUUCAGGCCAACCACAUGGACGAGGCCAAGUUCAUAAGUACCUACAACGACUUUGUGGACUACCUGAGUGACCCCUCCAAGUGGAAUGACAUUGAGAGGGAGCUGGCUGAGGCAAAGAUCCAUCAUGUGAACAUGAUAGAUGUCCUCUUUGAGCUGGUGCUGUUUGGGAUGAUGACAGCUCAGAAGUCCCUGAUGGUGCAUCCUGGUGGGUUCGUGGAGCGUCUGUACGCUCUCCUGUACUCCUUCCUGCCCACUGCUGCCAACAUGGAGCCAGAGGCUGACAGAUACCUGCUGCAGCUCAGUGAUUUUUGUGACACUUUGCCACCCAACAGGGAUCUAGACACCAAUGCACUACAUUACUUUGCACUGAUUUUUACAUUUUUAAAUAAAAUAAGUUGUAGUUCAAAAACAUUUUGCCUCAAUUCGUCGGGGCAUGGACUCUACAAGCUGCCCUAA
Molecule: messenger RNA, 2083 nt
Organism: Oncorhynchus gorbuscha (pink salmon)
Lineage: Eukaryota; Metazoa; Chordata; Actinopteri; Salmoniformes; Salmonidae
Exons: 15
Coding region: 521-2083 (520 amino acids)
Biological process (GO): mitochondrial fusion
Source: RefSeq, a predicted model, not a curated record